GUUCAGCAAACCUUCCCUCCUCGGUCUAUGAUGUUCUCGUUGUCGUUGUCUGCUCGCGCUGCCCUGCGCGCGUCGUCGCGCUCCUUCUCCACGUCUUCCGCACGUGCCGCUGAUAUGGCGAAACUUUGUCUAAUUGGCCGUCUCGGAAAGGAGCCAGAGCUGCGGUAUACCAAGUCCAACAAGGAAUACGUCUCAUACGUGGUUGCGACGCAGAACCCCCCCAUAGCUGACGCGGAGCCGACAACGACGUGGCACUACGUCCUUUCCUUCCUCCCCAACGCCAACAACUAUCUCCGCUCGCUCAAAAAGGGCUCUCUUGUCUACGUAGAGGCCAACUACGAGCUCCGACAGCCUGACCCCAACGCCGACCCUAACACCCCCGAGGGUCAGCGCCAAAUCUUCCUGAGACAUGAAAACAUCCGUGUUCUCCGCCAACCCCACGGGAGCAGGGAGGAUGCUGACGCGGAGUAAUUUUGCCUGUGCAGACCGUGACGUCGUUCUCUACACCCUACCGCCUGCCCCCUACUCACGAUAGCUUUCAACUUGUGUAUUCAUACGUUAGCCAUUUCUUGCGACAACUUAA
This is a messenger RNA of Dichomitus squalens LYAD-421 SS1, 583 nucleotides long. Its product is annotated as nucleic acid-binding protein. The coding region runs from base 28 to 471 and encodes 147 amino acids. Gene Ontology annotation, molecular function: single-stranded DNA binding. The transcript is spliced from 4 exons. Gene Ontology annotation, biological process: positive regulation of helicase activity; mitochondrial DNA replication. The record is from RefSeq and is a predicted model, not a curated record. Gene Ontology annotation, cellular component: mitochondrial nucleoid. Lineage: Eukaryota; Fungi; Basidiomycota; Agaricomycetes; Polyporales; Polyporaceae.